This is a messenger RNA of Penicillium longicatenatum, 228 nucleotides long. RefSeq lists its product as uncharacterized. Gene Ontology annotation, cellular component: mitochondrial intermembrane space. NCBI's taxonomy places the organism in Eukaryota, Fungi, Ascomycota, Eurotiomycetes, Eurotiales, Aspergillaceae. Gene Ontology annotation, biological process: mitochondrial respiratory chain complex IV assembly. The coding region runs from base 1 to 228 and encodes 75 amino acids. The transcript has 4 exons. The record is from RefSeq and is a predicted model, not a curated record.
AUGUCGAAUAACGCGGAACAGCCUAAAGUGAUUCCUGAAGAUGAUGAUGAGCCUGAUGAGUGGGACAAACGCAUCUUCAGCACUGGCUGCCAUGCCGAGCAGGACAAGAUGAAUGAUUGCUAUUUCGUCAAGAAAGACUGGCGGGCUUGCAAGGAGGAGAUGGAAGCUUUCCGUGAAUGCUGGAAGCGCCAGGGCAACGACCAACGCACCGAGAGCAAGGACGCGUAG